Brassica napus (rape) is the source of this 831-nucleotide messenger RNA. RefSeq names its product RING-H2 finger protein ATL40-like. The transcript has a single exon. Bases 178 to 639 code for a protein of 153 amino acids. The record is from RefSeq and is a predicted model, not a curated record. NCBI's taxonomy places the organism in Eukaryota, Viridiplantae, Streptophyta, Magnoliopsida, Brassicales, Brassicaceae.
UUCAACUGAUAAUAUGUUAAUAUAAUCAAAUUCAUCACUGGUGAUUGUAUUUCAACUCUUAAUCAAAAUAUAUUCAAAGAGAAUGUCAACUCUCAAUGAUCUAUAUAUAAAAAGGGUACAUGUAUUUGUUAUUUUUGUAUCAUUAUUAACCUUAGCCAUUUUUUAUAGAACAAAGAGAUGAGUUUCAACGACCCUUCGUUAAACUCCAUCAUCCUUUGGUUCGCCGCCGUAACGUCUCUCUUGACUAUCUUCGUUAUCUUCACCCUCCUCGUUAUUUGUUUGAUCAAACGCCGUAGGUUUGUGGAUGUAUCACCGGAAACAGAAGACGACCACCGCCACCGCAGAAGAGAACCACAAAGCCAAGGGGUUAACGCUUCUGUGAUUGCUGCCUUUCCGACAUUUUCUUACAAACUGGACAACAACGAUCUCGAGGGCAACAGUCAGGAGAUAGAGUGUCCGGUUUGCUUAGGGUUAAUCCCCAAGGAUGCCGUAAUUAAGGUUUUACCAAACUGUAAGCACAUGUUUGAUGAGGAAUGUAUUGCUAGGUGGCUUGAAUCGCACACAACUUGCCCUGUGUGUCGUAGAAUGGCUGAGCCGAUGUCUAGCACUGGGGAUAAGGUUUUAGAAAGUAUAGUAUAGUUGAUGGUUAAUUUAUAUGUCAGUUUCUAUGUUUUUUCUUUUGCUAAUUGUAAUAAUUUUUAUUGAAUAUCAAAAUGUACAAAUGAAACACUCAGCAUGAGCACAGACAUAUACUACUUGAAUCUAAUAUGCUCGAUCAAAUGAGUCAAUUUUCAUUUUAGAUAGAGAAGUUAUACAUAUAUCGUCUUGCGU